AUGCUCGCGUGGCAGCUGCACACCGUGACUGCUCGUCUGGCACCCAGACCCACAGGGAUUCCCAGAGCCGACUCAGGACAUUUUGCACUCCUUAGGGAAGAGGGAGAGGAUCAGGUGCUUCAACAACUGAUGUUUCAUGAAAUUGCUAGUGCUGGAGGUCACCAACAUCCCGUACAUUUCAAGCUACUCAACUGCAAAAGCUGCCUUGGGGACAGUAGUUUUCUGACAGAUCUUCCAGUACCUGAUGAUAGUCUCUGUAAGAAAAUAAAUAUCAAAGACCUCAAUGACGAAGUCCAAAGGGUUCUUCUGCGCUCAGUCGUUCAUGGGCAUUGGCAGUCACUCAACAACUUAACCUUCUUCCAGUACAGACGGUACUGGAGGAAUGAUCCAAUACCAAGUAAAGAGUUUCUUUUCCCUCCCUCCACAAUUUAUAAAGGCAGUGUUGGAGAAGCUCAUUCGAGGAACCGAAGAGGAAUUCUCGAAUUAGCUGGAGCCAUCAGAUGCACUACGGGACGUUCUCCCUUUGCCUACCUGCGCUACGGCUGCUACUGCGGCCUGGGAGGAAGAGGCUGGCCCAAGGACAGAGUUGACUGGUGCUGCUUUGACCACGACUGCUGCUAUGGCAGGGCCGAGCAAGCAGGCUGCCACCCCAAGGUGGAGAGCUACGCCUGGGAGUGCGAUGACAACGCGCCCGUGUGCGAAUCACUAGAAGACCGAUGUCAAAAAAUGGCAUGUGAAUGUGACCGUGAAGCUGCCAAGUGUUUUUCUAAAGCUCCCUACCAUGCAAAGUACCUUUUGUGGCCAGAUUUCAAUUGUGGUGAGAUUCAGCCUUUCUGUAGAUAUUAGAUACAGGAUAGCAGUCUUUAUGAAAACUCUAUAUGUAUUUAAAUCUAAAAAGACA
Messenger RNA from Tinamus guttatus (white-throated tinamou), 901 nucleotides. The record is from RefSeq and is a predicted model, not a curated record. Lineage: Eukaryota; Metazoa; Chordata; Aves; Tinamiformes; Tinamidae.